Messenger RNA from Calliphora vicina (urban bluebottle blowfly), 1586 nucleotides. RefSeq names its product Tryptophanyl-tRNA synthetase (gene TrpRS). Gene Ontology annotation, molecular function: tryptophan-tRNA ligase activity; ATP binding. Gene Ontology annotation, biological process: tryptophanyl-tRNA aminoacylation. The transcript is spliced from 5 exons. The coding region runs from base 89 to 1372 and encodes 427 amino acids. NCBI's taxonomy places the organism in Eukaryota, Metazoa, Arthropoda, Insecta, Diptera, Calliphoridae. The record is from RefSeq and is a predicted model, not a curated record. Gene Ontology annotation, cellular component: cytoplasm.
UAUUCAACGACACGUUUAGUAUUGCUGUCACUUUUUAAAGGAAAUUGCAGUGCAUUGUUUGAUUUAAAUAAAUAAAUAGACUGGGAACAUGAGUGAUAAUCAAAUUGCAGUGGCUGAAGGCGUUGAUGCCUUAACUCUCAAUCCUAAUGAAAUAGAAGAGACUGCAACGGGUGUUGAGGUUACUGUUAUUGAUGAGCAAAAUGAUAUUGUCGAUCCAUGGAAUGUGGCUAGUAGCAGUGCCACUGGAAUCGAUUAUGAAAAAUUAAUAAAACGCUUCGGUUCCUCCAGAAUUGAUGAUGAACUGAUAGCUCGUAUUGAAAAGAUAAGUGGUAAGCCUGCUCAUCAUUUGAUACGACGUGGUAUAUUCUUUUCACACCGCGAACUAAGUACUAUCUUAACAUUGAAGGAACAAGGUAAACCCUUUUACUUGUAUACCGGUCGUGGUCCUAGUUCGGAAUCGUUGCAUUUGGGUCAUUUGAUACCAUUUAUAAUGACAAGAUAUCUUCAAGAAACUUUUGAUGUACCUUUGGUAAUUCAAAUGUCUGAUGACGAGAAGACUUUGUGGAAAGAUUUGAAAGUAGAAGAUGCAAUUAAAUUGGCUCAUGAGAAUGCUAAAGAUAUCAUUGCUAUGGGAUUUGAUGCAGAGAAGACAUUUAUAUUUAAUAACUUAACAUUUAUGGGCCAAUGUCCAGCAAUGUAUCAAAAUGUUAUACGUAUCCAAAAAUGUGUCACAUUUAAUCAAGUUAAGGGUAUUUUUGGUUUUGGAGAUUCAGAUCUUAUUGGAAAAAUUGGAUUUCCAGCUGUGCAGGCUGCUCCUGCUCUUUCGAACACAUUUCCGUUCAUAUUUGGAGAUCGUAAGGUACAUUGUUUAGUACCAUGUGCAAUCGAUCAAGAUCCAUACUUCAGAAUGUGUCGGGAUGUAGCGCCACGAUUAGGUUAUCCCAAAUGUGCUCUAAUACAUUCAACAUUUUUCCCGGCUUUACAGGGAGCAAAAUCGAAAAUGUCUGCCAGCGAACAAAAUUCAGCAGUAUUUUUAACGGAUACACCGAAACAAAUUAAAAAUAAAAUUAAUAAAUAUGCAUUUUCUGGAGGUCGUACCACCGUCGAGGAACAUAGAGCUUUGGGUGGCAAUCCAGAUAUUGAUGUGGCUUAUCAACUAUUGAAAUUCUUUUUGGAUGAUGAUAAUGAAUUAGAAAGAGUUCGUUUAGCCUACAGCAAGGGUGAAAUGUUAACUGGAGAAAUUAAAAAAUUAGCAAUCGAGACUGUUACUCCGAUCGUGGAACAACACCAAGCCGCUCGGAAACUAGUUACCGACGAAAUAUUGCAAGAUUUUAUGAAAAUACGUCCUUUGAAAUUUGGUGGCAAUAGUUAAAUUACAUUAUUUAUAUAUGUAUGUACUUCCAAUGUUAUCAUAAAAAAUCGUACAUUUGUAUACUUAGAUAUUUGCUUUUGUAUUAAAAUAUAACCUAAGGUCACAUUUAAAUUAUUGAAUUUAAUUUUGUAUGUUUUUUUUAAGAAAUAAUUAACAAAAUGCUUACUACUUAAUAAAUUAUUUCAUGAAUUUAAUUAUGUAUGUAUUUCAAAAA